AUGGACUUUUUCAUACAGCAGCUUACGAUUUUUGCAACCUUUCUUUUCUUCCUUCCUUUGAUUGAUUCGGUUUCCUUCAACAUAACUCACUUUGGUUCUAACAUGACAGACAUUGAAUACAGGGGAGAUGCGAGUCCUUCUGCUGGAGCCAUGAACUUGACCAAGGAUUCGCUUUAUCGCCUUGGCCAAGUUAUUUGUACAGAGCCUGUGCGGCUCCAGGACUUUGGUACCAAGCAGCUUACUGACUUUACCACCCAUUUUUCCUUCACUAUCGAUACCUUAGGUCCUGACAACCUACUUUAUGGUGAUGGGAUCGUCUUUUUCAUUGUUCCUGUUGGAUUUCAAUCUCCUGAGAAUUCAGGUGGUGGUGGUUUAGGCCUAUUUCCUAACACCUUAAUCUCUGAGUUAUCACAGCAGAAGCAUCAAAUUGUUUUGGUUGAGUUUGACUCUUUUGCUAACUUAGAAACGGAUCCUCCUUAUGAGCAUGUGGGCAUCAAUAUCAACUCGCUCAAUUCUUCUGUGUACACACCUUGGAAUGCUAGCUUUCACAGCGGAGAUACUGCUGAUGCAUGGAUUUCUUAUAAUGCUUCCACUAAGAACUUGACUGUGUCUUGGAGGUACAAGGCCACCUCUAAUCCUCAAGAAAAUUCUAGUCUUUCUUUCCAUGUUGAUCUGAGGGAGGUUUUACCCAUGGAGUGGGUCAAGGUUGGGAUUGGAGCUGCAACAGGUCUUUAUCACGAGAAACAUAUACUUAAAUCAUGGCAGUUCAGUUCCAGCUUGGCUUCCAAGCAGACAAAAGGAUCAAAGACUGACAAGAUCAUAAUGAUUGCACUGCUAUGUUUUGGUGCUCCAGUAGUUGGGUGUAUUGUGGCAUAUUUUACAAUUUGGGGAAAGAAGAUUGGAAACAAGCAGGAGAAUCCAGAGGGAAUAAGCUUAAUCUGGAUUAUUCAUGACCUCGAAAGAGGAGCAGGACCAAGAAGAUUUUCUUACAAAGAUCUUAUCUCAGCCACCAACAAUUUUUCAGAUGACAGGAAGUUGGGCCAAGGUGGAUUUGGAGCUGUUUACAAGGGACACCUACCAGAGUUAGACAUAGACGUAGCAGUGAAGAAAUUUUCAAGGGGUUCUAAACAGGGAGAAAAGGAGUAUUUAGCUGAGGUGACGAUUGUUAGCCGGUUAAGACACAGGAAUCUGGUGCAACUCAUUGGCUGGUGUCAUGAUCGAGGUCACUUCCUGCUUGUGUACGAGUUCAUGCCCAAUGGUAGUCUCGAUUCUCACUUAUUUACCCACAAUUGUACUCUAACUUGGGCUGUAAGGUACAAGAUUUGUCUUGGUUUAGCAACAGCAAUGUUUUAUCUUCACAAUGAUUGGGAGCAGUGUGUGGUGCACCGAGACAUCAAAGCUGGGAAUGUGUUGCUGGAUUCUGGUUUCAAUGUCAAGCUCGGUGACUUUGGAUUAGCUCGUCUGGUGGACCACGAGCUAGAUCCUCGAACAACUUGUUUGGCUGGAACUUUAGGCUACAUGGCUCCAGAAUAUGUAAUCUCAGGUAAAGCAAGCAGCAAGUCAGACGUUUACAGCUUUGGGGUUGUGACUUUAGAACUUGUGAUAGGUAGAAGGGCAAGAGAUCCUAGAAACGAUGAGAUGGGAUUGGUAGAGUGGGUUUGGGAUCUUUACAGACGGGGGGAGCCUCUAUCGGCUGUUGAUGAAAGAUUGCAGAUGGGGUUCGAUGAACAACAAGCAAAGUGCAUGGUAAUGGUUGGACUCUGGUGUGCACAUCCAGAUUACACGUUGAGGCCCUCGAUAAGACAGGCGAUUCAAGUCCUGAAUUUUGAAGCAGAAAUGCCUGAUCUCCCAUUGCAGAUGCCUAUUCCCAUGUAUCAAGUUCCCUUGGCUUCACCAACUGAAAGUUUUGCUGAACCAUUAAUAAGUAAUUCUUUUUCUACAACAGGUCGCUAAAAUCAUAUGAUUAUCUAUAGUUUUUGUAAGCUUGUUGGACAUGAAAUUUUGGGGUUCUUACAAUCAGCUGACAAAAGAAUCUGGUGUGAAGCUAAUCAGGUCCCAAUGCCAUAUUCGUAGACAUGGAAGUUUGGUACCCUGCAAGCUGCUGCUGAAGUCAUGAAGCUUUGAUGAAAGAAUCUGAACAAGCUUUAGAAAUAAAAUUUGUUGUGCCAGAGCUGGGAAUCUGAAUCAGGAAGCAUCAAUUAAUUGUUUAAGCUUUGUUGUAAAUUACCAUUUGAGCAAGAAAUUUCUGUUCUGCGGCUAAAGCUUUGG
Theobroma cacao (cacao) is the source of this 2268-nucleotide messenger RNA. The record is from RefSeq and is a predicted model, not a curated record. NCBI's taxonomy places the organism in Eukaryota, Viridiplantae, Streptophyta, Magnoliopsida, Malvales, Malvaceae.